Molecule: messenger RNA, 1278 nt
Organism: Amphimedon queenslandica
Lineage: Eukaryota; Metazoa; Porifera; Demospongiae; Haplosclerida; Niphatidae
Product: extracellular protease-like
Exons: 2
Coding region: 53-1132 (359 amino acids)
Molecular function (GO): metalloendopeptidase activity
Source: RefSeq, a predicted model, not a curated record
ACUUAAGGAGCAAUCUUCUCAUAAGUAAAUAUUGUCAAUACUGAGGAAAGGAAUGAAGGCUCUUCUCUUCUCACUUUGUCUGGUUACUUGCCUGGUUUGUGCCUUGAGUGCACCCAAUAAGCAGCCAGUCUCUGUUAAAAUGGAUUGUCGCAGAGGAUCUUCUGCAGUUGCUUGCUCUUUCCUGUACACUAACAAUGCCAGGGAGGAUCUUUAUCUGCUUACGAGUGAAACUCCCAUCGAAGGAUUAUUGGCACCAUUCCUUGAUGUCUCUCUACAUGGCAGUGAACCUAUUCCAUACGAAGGAAUAAUAGCUUAUCGUCUUCCUCCUACAAAAGAAGACUUUCUUCUCUUGAAGGCAGGCGAGAGUUUCAUUGCAACAGUUCAAAUCACUGAUGCCUUUAACAUUGACACUGAUGGCCUCUACACCAUACGAUACAGUAAACCAUUGCUGUAUCUGACAGUAGAUGACAUGGAGCUGCAGUCCAUGGAUGAGCUCAAGGAAUUGGCUGUGGACGAGACUGUGUAUGUUGUUCUGGAAGAUACUCACUUGCUUGUAAAACCAAAAGAACUCGAAGAACCCGAAAUAGAAAGCAUCGUCCACAUUGAAGAUUGUGCCAGUGUUACCUUCCUUGGUGGUGAUCGUAAAAAUGAUCAUACGUUAAGAGCUCACAAGAGAAUCUGCAGUCAAAUUGGAGAGGCUAAAGGUAGAGUUGGCUCAACCGAUGCGCUGUAUAAGGAAUGGUUUGGUGUCUAUACUGAUGAUAGGGGGACUCAAGUAACAUCAGUGUAUGACAGAGUUGAAAAUGUGAUCACAGACUCAAGCCAAACAGUCAAAUACUACAAUAAUGGUCCAAAUUGCAAGAGUGGAGUUGGAGCCUAUACAUAUAUUAAAAAACCUCUUCCAUAUCUCACUGUCUUCCUUUGUGAUGCUUACUUUAAACUAACGCAAAAUUGUAAAGGUGUCUCGCCUACCAAAGAACGUGUCUUGAUGCAUGAAUGGGCUCAUGCUUUGGGUUGGGCUAAAGAUAUCAAGUAUCAUGCACGGAAGUGUAGGACUUUAGCCAAGAAUCAUCCUAAUAAGGCUGUUAACAAUGCUGACAGCUAUAGUUUUCAUUACUGUGGAAGCUAUUAAGCUCAUCAAGUCAGCCCUCAAGCCAAGAACAUUAGUUAGAACUCAUGCAACACAAGCUAUGCACAUUUUGCUGCUAUACAAUAAUUAAUAUGAUAUAUUAUCACAUUUUCUUUUCUUGGCUAAUGAAAAUUCAAUGAUAAAAUCUA